Molecule: messenger RNA, 1521 nt
Organism: Penicillium macrosclerotiorum
Lineage: Eukaryota; Fungi; Ascomycota; Eurotiomycetes; Eurotiales; Aspergillaceae
Product: putative MFS sugar transporter
Exons: 4
Coding region: 1-1521 (506 amino acids)
Biological process (GO): transmembrane transport; carbohydrate transport
Cellular component (GO): membrane
Molecular function (GO): carbohydrate:proton symporter activity
Source: RefSeq, a predicted model, not a curated record
AUGCGAUCUUGGUAUGGAAGAGGCAAGUCCCUCCAGGUGGCUGUCACGGCAUGCUGUCUGGUGGCAUUCAUCCUGUUCGGAUAUGAUCAGGGCGUAUUCAGCGGCAUUGUUGGUAACGAAGAUUGGAUGAAGCAAUUUGGAUACCCUGAUGAUUCUGAAGAGGGGAUCAUUGUCAGUUGCUACAAUCUAGGAUGUCUCUUGGGUUGCCUGAUCAAUUUCUUCAUUGGAGAGUAUCUUGGGCGCCGCAGAACUAUCUGGUUUGCCAUGGGUGUUGUAAUUGUGGGCGCGGUGCUGCAGACAACGGCCUUCACUGUGCCACACUUGAUCAUUGGAAGGUUGGUCACUGGCGCAGGCACAGGUUUGAAGACCUCGACGGUCCCAAUGUAUCAAGCGGAAAUGUGCGAAGGGAAAACUCGAGGCCGUCUUAUCUCUUCUGAGGUACUUUUCACUGCUGUCGGCAUUGUUGUGGCAUACUGGUUCGACUUUGGAAUGUCCUUUGUAGGCGGCCCGAUCGCCUGGCGUCUUCCAAUUGCCAUGCAGAUUGUGUUCGCAAUCUUUGUUAUUGUGCUAGUCUUUGGUCUACCCGAGUCACCACGUUGGCUUAUGAACCAUGGUCAAGAAAAAGAGGCCAUGGAGGUCUUGUGUGCUGUAUAUGACCGAGAAGAGCAUGAUGAAUUUAUUGUGAAUGAGCGCCAAGCGAUCAUGUCCGCCAUUGAGCUGGAAGACUCUGCCAAUAAGCAGUCCUUCUGGAAAAUCUUUCGCAAUGACGAAGUGAAGACCGGCCAGCGAGUCCUUCUGGCCUGGGGCAUGCAGCUUAUGAACCAAGUUGGCGGUAUCAAUCUGGUGGUUUAUUACGUCCCAACUGUCCUGAGACAAAAUGUUGGCAUGACUUAUCAACUGUCGCAAAUCCUAGGCGGGUGCAUUCAAAUAAUGUUCAUGCUAGGAUCCUUGCUGCCGGCAUUCAAGUUGGACCAGAUGGGCCGUCGCCGUACCAUGAUGAUUGGUUCCUUCGGCCUAGGCGUCUGCAUGUUGAUGGUUGCAGCAUUGCUGUCUCAAGUCAACGAACCACAUGGCAAAUCAUAUGCCUCUGCGUCGGUUUCCUUUUUCUUCCUUUAUAUGUUGAUACACGGCAUGUCUAUCAACUCGGUACCUUGGGUGUACGUGCCUGAAAUUCUUCCCCUGGAAGCCCGGACCAAGGGAACAGCCAUCGGUGUCAGCUCAAACUGGCUGUGGAACUUCACUGUGGUGAUGAUCACACCCGUGAUUAUCAAUCGUAUUCAGUGGAAAGCCUACUUGAUUUUCAUGAUCACCAACUUUAUUUUCAUCCCCGUUGUCUACUUCUUUUAUCCCGAGACCAGCAAUCUACGCCUCGAAGACAUCGACUUAAUUUUCUCUCGGGGUGGUAAUCCCGUGCAACAGGCGCGACUCAUGGCUGCAGAGUUGAAAGCCCAUGGUCACAUUAAGUCCGAGCAAAUGAGUGAUGCGAAGGAGGACAAUAUUGUGAAGAUAGAACAUGUCUGA